Messenger RNA from Electrophorus electricus (electric eel), 2258 nucleotides. It is a transcript of the gene pdia6, whose product is annotated as protein disulfide isomerase family A, member 6. NCBI's taxonomy places the organism in Eukaryota, Metazoa, Chordata, Actinopteri, Gymnotiformes, Gymnotidae. Gene Ontology annotation, molecular function: protein-disulfide reductase activity; protein disulfide isomerase activity. Gene Ontology annotation, biological process: response to endoplasmic reticulum stress. The record is from RefSeq and is a predicted model, not a curated record. Gene Ontology annotation, cellular component: endoplasmic reticulum lumen.
CCACGGUGAGGUUCUGUGCCUGUCUGAUGUGACCGGCUAUGGUACAUGUUCAGCAGUGUUUGGUUUGUGAGCCCAAGUAUUACUCGUAUUGCAUAGCCAAAAAAACCUUAGAGGCCGGGUCCUGGAAAGAACAAUGCGAGCUUUACUGAGUGUGUUGGCAUGUUCCCUGACUGUCCUGGCUGUCCAUGGGCUCUACUCUACCAGUGAUGUGAUUGAGCUCAGUCCUUCAAACUUCAACAAGGAGGUUCUGCAGAGUGAUAAUCUGUGGCUGGUAGAGUUUUAUGCCCCCUGGUGUGGGCACUGCCAGAACUUGGCCCCAGAAUGGAAGAAAGCAGCUACAGCCUUGAAGGGUGUUGUUAAAGUGGGAGCUGUGGAUGCAGACCAGCACAAGUCACUGGGGGGACAGUAUGGAGUCCGUGGCUUUCCAACCAUCAAGGUGUUUGGAGCCAACAAACACAAGCCUGAGGAAUACCAAGGUGGACGCACCAGCCAGGCAAUUGUAGAUGGGGCUUUGAAUGCUUUGCGCUCUCUGGUCAAAGAAAGGCUGAGUGGAAAGACAGGAGGCUCUGACUACAACAGACAGAGUUCUGGAGGCAGCAGUGGGGGAAGUAAGAAAGAUGUGGUAGAGCUAACUGAUGAUAACUUUGACCGUCUGGUCUUGGACAGUGAUGAUAUUUGGAUGGUGGAAUUCUUUGCACCAUGGUGUGGCCAUUGCAAGAAUCUUGAGCCUGAAUGGGCAGCUGCUGCAUCCCAGGUCAAAGAGCAGACCAAUGGUAGAGUGAAGCUGGGGGCCGUUGACGCCACUGAGCAUCAGGUCCUGGCAAGCCGAUAUGGGAUCAGAGGAUUCCCCACCAUUAAGAUCUUCCGUAAAGGAGAGGAGCCAGAGGACUACCAGGGUGGACGCACCCGUUCUGACCUGGUUACCCGUGCCUUGGACCUGUACUCGGACAAUGCCCCUCCUCCUCAAAUGCUGGAGAUUCUGAAUGAGGACAUCUUAAAGAAGACUUGUGAUGACCAUCAGUUGUGUGUGAUUGCUGUGUUGCCUCAUAUUCUAGACACUGGUGCGGCUGGCAGGAAUGCCUAUCUAGAAACCAUGAUGCUUAUGGCUGAGAAGUACAAGAAGAAGAUGUGGGGUUGGUUAUGGACUGAAGCUGGAGCUCAGAUGGAACUGGAGGCAUCUCUGGGGAUUGGGGGUUUUGGCUACCCUGCCAUGGCAGCUAUUAAUGCUCGCAAGAUGAAGUUUGCUCUUCUAAAGGGCUCAUUCAGUGAGACAGGGAUUCACGAGUUUUUAAGGGAUCUCUCAGUUGGGCGUGGGUCAACUGCUACAGUAGGAGGUGGGGCUUUGCCGAAGAUCCAUACUGUUGAGCCAUGGGAUGGGAAAGAUGGAGUCCUUCCUGAGCUGGAUGACAUUGACCUGAGCGAUGUUGAACUGGAUGAUUUUGAGAAGGAUGAAUUAUGAGUUUUCUGGCUGGAGCACCUGGUGUAAUAUGGUAUAGUGUAGCCCACACAGAUCCUACCCAUGACCCUCCUCUCCUGUGGAUGAGGGGAAGACUGGGACAUUGUUACUGUACACCCUUGAAACAAAGACUUGUGUUGCUUUUAUCUUCUCUACAAUGGUUUGUAUGAGAUGAUUUGAGAUUUAAAAUCAUGGUUAAACUGGCGUUGUCUUAUAGGCAGUCUUUUUUAUUUGAAAGGCUGGCUGAGCUCUCACAAUAAGGAUAGUGAGAAGCAAUAAACGCCCCUUUUCUCUGUAUCCCCCCCCCCAAACACACACACACAAUACACUGCUGGAAAUUCAGAUACAUGUUUCUCAGUUCCAGUUAAAUGACACCCAGAAUAUUUUCCCCCAGCCCCAUGUCUUUUAGGAGCAUCCAUUCCUCACUGACUGAAACAGAAUAGACCAGAGGAGAUCUAUUAUAUGACAUAUGGGAUUUGCUUGUCUUUCUAAAGAGUUUGCCAAGGAGAGAAAGCUAUGUUACUGGAUAUUACCAUUUAAUGGUUUUGUCCUUAACUUUAAAACAUUUUCUUCCUUGUAUGAGGAUUUUCUCUUAAGAUGAAUUUUGCCCUGUUGAUUUCACCUCCCCUUUAAUGUGACUUUGUUUUUAAAACUUUUUCAGAAGGAAGUUAAUGAGUCAGUAUCCCAGCUUUACAAUGUGUUUGUGUUGGACAGAAAGUCAUGUGGGAACUGUGUAGAUUUUUCUUACACAACUUUGUUUUGACAUGGAUUUUGUUAUGAAAAUAAAAAAAACGCCAAUUAA